CUGCACCACAAUAAACGGGACCACCCGUUGCCACAAGCCUGGGUAGGUCGAACAAGAAAAGGCAAUCCUUAUGGCCUUUUGAUAGGGCAUGUUAGGGCGCGUUUCGGGUGGGGCGCAGGAAAUUAAAGAAGUCAGGGAAACCAGCCUGUCAGUUCCAGUUUCAACGCUCCCUUAGAUCCCUUCUGUUAUCCUUGACUUGCAAAAAUGCAAAGUGGGUACUCGAGCUCGAUGCAACAGGUAGCGCCCUACAGGGACACCCCGACGACCUCUACUGGCACUCCAAACGACCCAUCAGGCCUAGCCACACACGCUCAUUCGCCCUUCGACUCGUCGCACGAUCUUUCAUCGGAGCCAACGCUCAGGAAUCCUCCAACAAAUCAACCACAGCCCGUGCCCUACAUGCCCGUCCCACAACCAGGUUACCAAAACAUCGAGUCCCGCAACAGCGACUGGCUGGAGCAGUCGCAGAGGGCGAGCAAGCGGUCAAGACGGAUCGUCAUUGGUUCGGUAAUUGCCCUCGUCCUUCUGAUUGCUGCCGGUGUCGCACUGGGCGUCACGCUCUCGAAAAAGAGCUCGAGCAACAACUCGAGUUCGAGCAGUAGCGCCCCAGCUGGGACGAACCCUAACGAUCCGAGCAACUUCCCGAAAAACUCCGCUUUGGUCAAUUCGUUCUAUGGCAUUGCGUAUACGCCACUAGGCUCGCAGCUCCCCGACUGUGGCAAUAAUCUAACGGAGGUCAUUGAAGAUAUCCAGUUGUUAUCUCAGAUCACAACGACCAUCCGUCUUUAUGGCGCUGACUGCAAUCAAUCCUCUCUCGUCCUUGCCGCCAUCCAGGCUACCAAGGUCAACAUGUCUGUCUAUCUCGGCAACUACCCCGAUGCCACCGAUAACGGGACUGCGUACGAGCGCCAGAAAGGCGAAAUACAGACUGCUCUUCAACAAUACGGUGCAGCAAACGUGCUCGGUGUUACAGUCGGCAAUGAAUUUAUCCUUGAUUACAUCACAAACGCAGGGCAGACGGAUCCCAACGGCUCCGCAGGACAGGCAGCCGCAGCGAUGUUGGUACCCUGGAUCAGCGAUACUCGUUCAAUGUUGUCCUCGAUGGGUAUGAGCAAUAUCUUAGUCGGCAAUGCAGACGCUGGAAGUUAUUUCAACAACGAAGUGCUAUCUGCCGUUGACUAUGGGAUGGCGAACGUCCAUCCAUGGUUUGCCAAUCAAUCGAUUAAUGACGCUGCUGGCUGGACGGCCGACUUCUUCGCCAGCACGGACGUCGCUCUUGCUCAAUCUCUUUCGAACAAACCGAAGAUGUUCAUUGCUGAGACUGGCUGGCCAACUGGUAGCUCUUCUUUCAAUGCCAACCCGAAUGAUGGACCUUCGCUCGCUUCGGUGCAAAACUUGCAGGUGGGAUUCAUUAACGCUUCGUUAACGUUAUGACUUACAAUGAUUGCUAAUUUCAUACUUGCAGAUAUUUAUAGAUACCUUCGCAUGUCAAGCUACCAAAAACGGAACUGGAUACUUUUUCUUUGAGUAUAGUGACGAGCCUUGGAAGAACGUAACGUAUGGUGGUGUAGAGGGAUACUGGGGCUUGUUCGACGCCAA
Messenger RNA from Suillus fuscotomentosus, 1599 nucleotides. Its product is annotated as glycoside hydrolase family 17 protein. The record is from RefSeq and is a predicted model, not a curated record. Bases 205 to 1434 code for a protein of 409 amino acids. Lineage: Eukaryota; Fungi; Basidiomycota; Agaricomycetes; Boletales; Suillaceae. The transcript is spliced from 15 exons.